Molecule: messenger RNA, 2424 nt
Organism: Fonticula alba
Lineage: Eukaryota; Rotosphaerida; Fonticulaceae
Exons: 9
Coding region: 481-2355 (624 amino acids)
Biological process (GO): activation of GTPase activity
Molecular function (GO): GTPase activator activity
Source: RefSeq, a predicted model, not a curated record
GAUGGCCACCCGGCAGACCUGUCCGUUCCUCUGAAUCGCAUCACAUCCAUCCACAUCCGACAGGCAGCCUCCGAGGCGCCCACCACCCCGGACCCAGCCGCCUCCUUUGUCCCCCUGCAUGAGUUGGUCCUCCUGGCAGCCGGCCCCGGCCCUGGCCUGCCGACCUUCCAAAUCAUCGGCGACCUGCGCGCCCGGGUGGACACCCUGCGCCUGGUGUACCCCGACUAUCAAGUGGGCACCUUCGAGGAUAACAUCAUCUGCCCGGCAAGCAGCCCUCUGGAGGUGGACCAAUCCACGGUCAUCGUGGAUCCGGUCCUCUCUUCGCACAUCUUCCUGGCCCUGCUGUUUGAAUUCCUCAAGGAGGGCACCCCCCGGUCGCCCAGCACCUGCCCGCUGACGGAGCACGACUUCCCGGCCCUGUCCCUCCCGACCGCCCCCAAUGGCAGCCCCUCCCGCAGCAAGCGCCCCGACUUCCCCCUCAUGUACCAGGGUCGGCCCUCGCUGAGCCAGCUGCUGGACCAGCACCAGCGACGCCUCCAUGCACGGAAUAUCCCCGCCUCGCCGAAGGCCCUCUUCAAGAAGUUCUCCGACAUGGCCGCCCACGCCAAGGAGAAUCUCGACUACAUGGACAUCCAUUACACCAUUAACUCGCUGUCGGAACGGGCAAACCACCGGCGUCGGGACUUCCUGGCCGGACUCCACUCCAGCCACUCGGGGGCCCCGAUGCCGGCCGGGCCCCAGCAGCCGGGCUACAUCAUCCCCCCGGGGGACCUCGAUGACCAGUGGAUUGUGAUGGACGAGACACCCGAGAUGGCGAGCGUGGCCGGGCCCGGGACCGCCUCGGUCCCCAGCAGCCUGACCGCCCACCACCAGGUGCCCUUCCACCCAGAUGACUAUCCCUUCGGCUUCCAGGAGGCCGUGCCCGAUGUCCAGCCCUCGUUGCUCGGAGACCUGAUCCGCCAGAUGGAGGGGCACACUCAGGGCAGACCCUCGCGCUUGCAUGCACAGCCCCACCGGUCGCUCAAGCGGGAGGCCAUUGAACGGGCCAUCGCCGGCGGUCCGGUCACCUCCCUGGAAAAGAACCACCUUCUGCGGACCAUCUACUACUGGGGCUGUGAUGAGGAUGCCCGGCGCCUGGCCUGGCCUUUCCUCCUUGGCCUGGACCAGUGGUCCGACACAGUGGAGGCCCGUCGCGACACUUGGGCCGCCCGGCUAGACGAGUACAUCCGAAUCCGCGAGCGUGUGGUUCAGUUCCUGCGUCUCACGCCCGAGGAACAGCGGGACGCCGACCCGGUGGCCUCGGAGUCCUGGUGCCAGAUCCUCAAGGACAUCGAGCGCACCGAUCGCAACCAAACCUACUUCCGGGACCUGAGCCAGGCCGGCAGACUGGGUCGCAUCCUGCUGGCAUAUAUCCUCCACCGUCCGGAUGUUGGGUACACCCAGGGGAUGAAUGACUGGCUGUCCCCCCUGCUGGUGAUCUCCACCAGCAGCACGGCCGGGCCGUUGGCUGGUGCCGUGCAGCCGGAGGUCACCCCAUCGGUGCCCCUGGAGUACCGGAACCUCGAAGGGCCCGGGGAGGGCCUCGGCACAAAUGGCGACGAUGCCAACAUCCCGGAGGAUGUCCUCCUCGAUGCCGAAACCUUCUGGCUCUUCCAUGCCAUCAUGGAGAAGAUUAAGGACAACUUCAGCCCCGAUGGACGCUCGAUCACCGCCCAGCUGGCCUGCCUUGUGAACAUUCUCGGCCAGGUGGACGAACCGCUGAUGGAGCAUCUCACCCGUGUGGAUGUUGACUGGGUGCUUUUCUGCUACCGGUGGGUGCUGGUGUGUCUGAAGCGAGAGCUCCCCUGGGCGGACUUCCUUCGGGUCUGGGAGUCUUCCUGGACCAACUACGACGGGCCAAACUUCUUCCUACUCAUCGCGGUGGCCUAUCUCGGCACCUUCCGCGAGGAAAUUCUCAGUCAGGAUCUCGAUGCCAGCGGCGUUCUCAAGGCGUUCAAUGAUCGCGCCGUGCGGCUGACCGUCGGCACUCCCUCUCCCCGGGAAGUGCAAGCCGCCGAGCGGCUGGUCCCCCAGGCGCAACUCCUCCGGCAGCUGAUCGCCCACCGGUUGCCGGAGCUCCAUCGGACUCUUGAUCGGGAUGUGCUGGCGACCAUCGGCGAAAAGACCCCCGCCGACCCUGUGCACCCUCUCCACACACUGACAGCCACCAGGCCAGACGAGGGGGCCGCCUCCCGCGGCACCGCGCUGGUGGAUCCCCCAGGGUCGGAGGCCGCCGAGGAGGAGUCGCAGAGCUCGCCGGCAGUCGAUCCCGUCGUCCCGCGGCCGCCCUCGCCCAUGAUGGGGUUCUGUGACUGACCGACACGAUGUAUGCCCCACACACAGUGUACCGCUUUUGGGUUGGGUCAAUAAAAAGAAAAUGCACUG